Messenger RNA from Tachyglossus aculeatus (Australian echidna), 1326 nucleotides. RefSeq names its product sarcoglycan beta (gene SGCB). The transcript is spliced from 6 exons. The coding region runs from base 12 to 977 and encodes 321 amino acids. Gene Ontology annotation, biological process: muscle organ development. Gene Ontology annotation, cellular component: sarcolemma; sarcoglycan complex. The record is from RefSeq and is a predicted model, not a curated record. Lineage: Eukaryota; Metazoa; Chordata; Mammalia; Monotremata; Tachyglossidae.
AUUUCGGAAAGAUGGCGGCGGCGGCGGCUACUACAGUGGCGGCGGCCGAGCAGAGUUCCAACGGGCCCGUGAAGAAGUCCAUGCGCGAGAAGGCCGUCGAGCGCAGGAACGUCAACAAAGAGCACAACAGCAACUUCAAGGCCGGCUACGUCCCCGUUGACGAGGACCGUCUCCACAAGACCGGCCUGCGGGGAAGGAAGGGCAACUUGGCCAUCUGCGUGAUCGUCCUGCUCUUCCUCCUGGCCGUCAUCAACCUGAUCAUCACCCUGGUUAUCUGGGCGGUGAUCCGGAUCGGGCCCAACGGCUGCGACAGCAUGGAGUUCCACGAGAGCGGCCUGCUGCGCUUCAAGCAGGUGUCCGACAUGGGAGUGAUCCACCCCCUGCACAAGAGCACGGUCGGGGGCCGGCGCAACGAGAACCUGGUCAUCACCGGGAACAACCAGCCCAUUGUCUUUCAGCAAGGGACGACCAAGCUGAGCGUGGAGAAGGACAGGACCUCCAUCACCAGCGACAUCGGGAUGCAGUUUCUAGACCCGCGGACGCAGAAUACCCUGUUCAGCACCGACUACGAAACCCACGAGUUCCAUUUGCCCAGUGGUGUGAAGAGUCUGAAUGUGCAGAAGGCCUCCACGGAGAGGAUCACCAGCAACGCGACCAGUGACUUAAACAUAAAGGUGGACGGGCGCGCCAUCGUCCGCGGGAACGAAGGAGUGUUCAUCAUGGGCAAAACCAUCGAGUUCCACAUGGGCGGAAACAUGGAGCUUAAAGCCGAACACAGCAUCAUCCUCAACGGGACGGUCAUGGUCAGCCCCACCCGCCUGCCCAGCGCGGCCCCGGGCCAGCAGCCCAGCGACGGCCACUGGCUGCGCUACAAGCUCUGCGUGUGCGCCGACGGCACUCUGUUCCGCGUGCAGGUGACGGGCCCCAACAUGGGCUGCCAGGUCUCCGACCCGCCAUGCGGCGACAACUCACGCUAGGCGAGCGGAGGGAGGACCGAAGUGUGUGCUGUGUGUGUGUGUUUGUGUGUGUGAGAGUGCCUGCAUGCAAGCCACUGCUGUCCGAGCACGCACACGAGCUAGCACGUGUGCCGGAGCCAGCCGGCCGGCCACGCGCUAGCUGGUCUGCUGCCCAUCUCCCAGGUCAUGCGUCUCUGGGACGAGAGGCCGGAACGGCCGUCCCUCCCCGAGGCUCCCUGCUUUAGGGCUGCCCAGGUCCCUUUGGGCCCAAGUGGUGCACCCAGGGUCAGCCCCGAUAAUAAUGGCAAUAAUAAUUGUGGAGUUAAAGUGCUUACCGUGUGCCAAACCCUGUGCCGUGCUGGGAGCAGUA